AUGUUUAAAGGAUUAGUGAGAAAGACAAUACCAUUAGUGGCUUUUGGUGUAGGGAUAGCAGGGUUCCCUCGAGAUUGGAGAGCUGGACACCCCCAAGAUACAAAAUUGCUUCAUAUUAAUGAGGAAGUAUUACGACAAAUACAAUCUACAAAAGAAUAUAAACAACUUGAAUCAAACAAAUCACUUAGACAAUAUAACUCGAGUAAUGCAUUCCCAGGACAACAUCAUAACAAUUAUGUGGGGACUGGACUUUUAUUUGGACCUGAUUUAUUUGAAAUUGAUCCAAUUAAUCAAGCUCCCCCUCAAAGUACAGUAGUAUUGCGGGCAAAAGUUAAAGAAGCUAAGGGAAGAAAAGUUGUUAUUGGAGGUUAUUUGGAAACAUUGCCACUUGAUGAUAAUAAGGCAGAAAAGCCGUUGUUAAUUGCCGAAUCGACUUGCAUACUUGUACAACCAAAAUGGUUUAAAUAUUUCACAUGGCUUCAGAUUUAG
Hemisphaericaspora subhashii is the source of this 489-nucleotide messenger RNA. RefSeq lists its product as uncharacterized. The record is from RefSeq and is a predicted model, not a curated record. Lineage: Eukaryota; Fungi; Ascomycota; Pichiomycetes; Serinales; Debaryomycetaceae. The coding region runs from base 1 to 489 and encodes 162 amino acids. The transcript has 2 exons.